AUGGUUCUGACCUGGUGCCACCCUCAGGAGAGGCAGCCGCUGGGGUGUGGAGAACCACCUUUGCUCUCCCUCCCAAAUACGGGUCCAGGCACCAUCUUUUCCCCCUCUGAGAAGAUGGGGGCGGCACUGGAAGCACCACCCAAGACGGACUGGUCCGAGCCCUGGCUGGUGGGGCUGGCGUUUUUCCACAUCUUCUGUUUCUUCCUAACGUGCAUCUCUUUCCAGCACUACCGGGUGCAAAUAGGGCACUUCCUCUGCAUGGUGGGCUUAGUGUACUGUGCUGAAUAUAUAAAUGAAUUAGCAGCCAUGAAUUGGAGGCUGUUUUCUAAAUACCAAUACUUUGAUUCAAGAGGAAUGUUUAUUUCACUAGUAUUUUCAGCACCACUGCUGGUGAAUACUAUUGUAAUUGUGGUCACCUGGGUUUACAGAACUUUGAAUGUAAUGACUGAACUGAAGACACUACAGCAGAGGAUGAAAGCAGGAAAAGAGAAAAAGAAGUGAAAGCACCUAACUCUGAUUUUUUUUUUUUAUUGUAAUAAUACUUGUCCAGGUAAUCAGUCCUUCUGUAUGUUUAUCCAGAAAUGGCAAUGUUUUUGUGUCUGGUGUCAAGAGGACUUCGCAACAUGUGGCCAUGGACAAUUAGGUAAAAGCCGGUAUCCAACAAUAUAUUUGAAUUGGCUGUGAAGUUGAGAAACCCAGUCUUAACAGGUCUUUCUGCCCUUCAAUGUUAGGUAGUUUUCACCAUGACCAAGGCUAUUAGUAUUGGUGAGACACAGUCUUCCAGUUGGUUUCCAUUUGCCUAUAUAUUUUUUAACUAUGUCUUAACUGUGUGUUUAUUAAGUAUGCAGUCUUCUGCUGCUUAAGCCAACUGGAGCUGUGUUGUGAAUUCCAGUAAAUGAGGGAUUGUAUUCAGAAUACCUCAGGAAUCCAUGCUUCUAUGAAGCGUUAAACUUCUUUAUAAAUCAAGUUUCAUACUUCCUAUGUGUAUUGUGUGCCAGUAGCAUUUUAUAAAUAAAAUUAUCUGCUGUAUC
Molecule: messenger RNA, 1031 nt
Organism: Aptenodytes forsteri (emperor penguin)
Lineage: Eukaryota; Metazoa; Chordata; Aves; Sphenisciformes; Spheniscidae
Gene: TMEM18
Product: transmembrane protein 18
Exons: 5
Coding region: 1-501 (166 amino acids)
Cellular component (GO): nuclear membrane
Source: RefSeq, a predicted model, not a curated record